AUGCUUCUCAAGAUCCUUGUUUCUAUCACAGCUGCUGUUGCAGUUACAGCAACAGCUAUCGACAAACCAGUUGGUGCUUCUAGUUGUCGGUGGGAGGGCACGGCUCCUUACUGCGCAGGCGAAUGUGAGUCUGGCUGGGAAGAGAGGGGACGUAGCCAAUGUGGUGAUGGCAGCUGCUGUUGGACUGGGAGUAAAGCCCUCUGCUGUGAAGAGGAGGAUUACGUCAAGAACUUGGUAAAGGAACAGGACAAAGUUGGUGUUGCUGGCUGCCGGUGGGAGGGCACUGCUCCUUACUGCGCAGGCGAGUGUGAAAAUGGCUGGAGUGAGAGGGGACGCAGUCAAUGUGGUGAUGGCAGCUGCUGUUGGACUGGUAGUAAGGCUCUGUGCUGCGAAGACGACGAUGUCGUCCAGGACCUCUAG
This is a messenger RNA of Fusarium fujikuroi IMI 58289, 420 nucleotides long. RefSeq lists its product as uncharacterized. Bases 1 to 420 code for a protein of 139 amino acids. Lineage: Eukaryota; Fungi; Ascomycota; Sordariomycetes; Hypocreales; Nectriaceae. The transcript is spliced from 2 exons. The record is from RefSeq and is a predicted model, not a curated record.